AACUCAAUAAAAAUGGCACCCACCCAAGACAAGCAUAGCUCUCAAGAAUUGCUCCAGGCUCAGGUUGAUCUUUGGCACCACACAUUGGGAUUUGUCAAGUCCAUGGCACUCAAAUGUGCAAUGGAACUGCAAAUCCCUAACACCAUCCAACAACAUGGUGGGUCUAUGACCUCUUCUGAGUUGGCCACGAAAAUCGGACUCCAUCCCUCUAAGCUUCCUUGCUUACGACGACUCAUGCGUGUGCUCAUCGUGUCAGGCAUCUUUGUUGUCCAUGAAGUAGCCUCACCGGAUAAGGAUGUUAUUUAUGGGCUUACCCGAACCGCAAACCUCCUCAUUAGUGAUGAAGUUAAAUCAAACAUAUUUCAUAUGUUGUCUUUGAUGCUUGAUACAACUACCAUUGCCCCCUUUUUGAGCAUGCACUCAUGGUUCCUAGAUAGGCAUUCCAUGUCCCUGUUCAAAAAGGCUCAUGGCCUUGAUGUUUGGGAGAUGGCUGACCAAGACAGUAGUUACAACCAGCAAUUCAACAAAGCCAUGGUUUCUGAUAGUAAUUUUCUCAUGGAUAUCAUCUUGAGGGAGUGUGGUCAUGUAUUUCAUGGCAUAAAUUCACUUGUUGAUAUCGCUGGAGGCCAUGGUGGAGCUGCUAGAGAAAUUGCAAAGGUGUUCCUGCAAAUGAAAUGCAUCGUAUUGGAUCUCCCUCAUGUGGUUGUAGAAGCUCCCAGUGAUGCCCAUGUGUCAUUUAUUUCUGGCGACAUGUUUAAGAACAUUCCACCAGCGGAUGUUGUUUUCAUGAAGUGGGUUUUCCAUGGUUGGGGCAAUGAAGACUGUGUCAAGCUGUUGAAAAAUUGCAAAGCAGCUAUCCCUCCCAGAGAAGCUGGUGGGAAGGUGAUAAUCGUUGAUAUGGUAGUUGGAUCUGGGCCAAAUGAGAUUGUAACAAGAGAGACACAGGUUUUGUAUGAUCUCCUUAUCAUGUCUUUUGAGGGGAUUGAGCGAGGGGAACUUGAGUGGAAGAAGAUAUUCAUGGAAGCUGGGUUCAGCGAGUACAAAAUUAUAUCAGUGCUCGGAGUUAGGUCUGUUAUUGAGCUCUACCCUUGAACACUCCAUAAAAAAAAUAUGGUAAUCAGUAUUGUAUGUUCAUAAAUGGGCAUGAAACAUCAUGUGUGCUCUCUUGUUGCAUGACUUUGGCCUAGUAUGGUGAAUAGUGUACUACCUUAUUGUAUUUUUGUGA
This is a messenger RNA of Hordeum vulgare subsp. vulgare (domesticated barley), 1225 nucleotides long. Its product is annotated as acetylserotonin O-methyltransferase 1-like. Gene Ontology annotation, biological process: methylation. Gene Ontology annotation, molecular function: O-methyltransferase activity; S-adenosylmethionine-dependent methyltransferase activity; protein dimerization activity. The coding region runs from base 13 to 1092 and encodes 359 amino acids. NCBI's taxonomy places the organism in Eukaryota, Viridiplantae, Streptophyta, Magnoliopsida, Poales, Poaceae. The transcript has 2 exons. The record is from RefSeq and is a predicted model, not a curated record.